UCUAGCUAUAGCCACUUUGCAUCAACGAGCUCAUUGCCUUUCUUUGCAACUAAUAACUGAGCUAGCAAUGGGGAGGCAGCCGUGCUGCGACAAGGUGGGGCUGAAGAAGGGGCCAUGGACGGCGGAGGAGGACCAGAAGCUAGUCAGCUUCCUCGUCAACAACGGCCAGUGCUGCUGGGGCGCCGUGCCCAAGCUCGCAGGAUUGCUGCGGUGCGGGAAGAGCUGCCGGCUGCGGUGGACCAACUACUUGCGGCCGGACCUGAAGCGCGGGCUGCUGUCGCCGGAGGAGGAGGAGACUGUGAUCAACCUGCACGCGGAGCUCGGCAACCGGUGGUCCAAGAUCGCGUCGCAGCUGCCGGGGAGGACGGACAACGACAUCAAGAACCACUGGAACACACACAUCAAGAAGAAGCUCAGGAAGAUGGGCAUCGACCCCGCUACCCACAAGCCCCUCCAGCCCGCUCCUCCACAGCCAAAUGAGGAAGAGAAGGCCGCCGCCGCAUCAGCCAUCGUGUCAGGGGUUGAACUCGGGAACGAGGCGUUCUCCAUUAGUGAGGUGCCCAUGGUGCACCUCCUCGACGACGUCGUCCUGCCAUACGACCUCGUCGCCGGUGCACCACCGGCCAGUAACAGUGGCAUCGACACGGCUUAUUCGCCGGAGCCUUCCUCCUCCUCGUCGUCCUGCUCUGGCUCUGCAACAGCGUCGAGCUGUGCCAGCAGUGUGGUCGACGGAGAGUGCCGGAAUUGGCUGGAGUGGGCAGAGUCGAUGUUGCUGGACGACGUGGUCACGGGGCCGGCGCCGUGGACGUUCGAGGACCCCUUCGUCACGUACCAGAGGAUCGCGCUUUUCGAUCACCAGGAGACAUGGUGACCACGGGAACAUGCUAUUUACCAAGGCCAACGGUGUUCGAUCACCAGGAGUUGUGUAGUUUCAACUUCCAAGAGCGUCAUUGGUUCAACUUUGUCCUUAAGUCACCCGUGCCAUUGUCGUCCCUGAUCUAUUCCUCAUCGUGCCAUGGGCCAUGGCUAGAUCCAGCUACCCUUAGGCUUCUCCAAAUUUCUCUUGAUUUUAUUUUCCUUUUGAAGAGCUAGAACAUAUACAAAUUUCGUAGAUAACUUUAGAAUUUAAAUUACAAAGUUUUGGAUCUUUA
This is a messenger RNA of Setaria italica (foxtail millet), 1151 nucleotides long. Its product is annotated as transcription factor MYB41. Bases 68 to 871 code for a protein of 267 amino acids. The transcript has a single exon. NCBI's taxonomy places the organism in Eukaryota, Viridiplantae, Streptophyta, Magnoliopsida, Poales, Poaceae. The record is from RefSeq and is a predicted model, not a curated record.